Messenger RNA from Manduca sexta (tobacco hornworm), 1489 nucleotides. It is a transcript of the gene Cdc10, whose product is annotated as cyclin-dependent kinase 10. Gene Ontology annotation, biological process: protein phosphorylation; regulation of mitotic cell cycle. The record is from RefSeq and is a predicted model, not a curated record. The coding region runs from base 136 to 1350 and encodes 404 amino acids. Gene Ontology annotation, cellular component: nucleus. Gene Ontology annotation, molecular function: cyclin-dependent protein serine/threonine kinase activity; ATP binding. The transcript is spliced from 8 exons. NCBI's taxonomy places the organism in Eukaryota, Metazoa, Arthropoda, Insecta, Lepidoptera, Sphingidae.
UUUCUGUAAUCUGUGGUGUUUACAUUGCCGACCAAUUUGCCGACAUUGCCUUCGGUGUAUCGAAUGAAUUUGAAUGAAAAAGUCUAUAACUAUAAAAAAGAGAUUUUAAACAUCUAAUUGAAUAAACAGAAAAGGAUGUCUCAAAAUAGCGAAAAACAAGUUCCGAGCCAAGAUGCUGCUGAUCCCACUGGUCCAGCAGCUCGUAAAGGUGUUCUUAUAUCAUUUAGAACAGGAAAAACUAUGGAUAUACCGGAGAAAGAUAUUUUGGGAAGAUGCAGAUUUGUUGGCGAGUUUGAAAAGCUGAAUCGUAUUGGCGAGGGCACUUAUGGUAUUGUUUACAGGGCUAAAGACAAGUUGAAUGGAAAUAUAGUUGCAUUGAAGAAAGUAAGAAUGGACGUAGAGAAAGAUGGCUUGCCAUUAAGCGGUCUCAGAGAGAUUCAAGUACUUAUGGCUUGCAGACAUGAAAAUAUUGUGCAGCUCAAAGAGGUUCUCGUCGGCCGAUCUCUUGAGAGCAUUUUCCUCUCAAUGGAAUAUUGUGAGCAAGAUUUGGCGUCACUUCUGGACAACAUGUCCUCACCAUUCACGGAGUCACAAGUGAAGUGCCUCAUGCUGCAGGUGUUGAAAGGAUUGAAAUAUUUGCACUCCAACUUUAUUGUGCACAGAGAUUUGAAAGUGUCCAACCUCUUGUUAACUGACAAGGGAUGUGUUAAAAUUGCUGAUUUUGGUCUUGCUCGGUGGUUGGGUGCACCGGCCCGCAGCGCUACACCGCGUGUUGUCACGUUGUGGUACAGAGCACCCGAGCUAUUGCUGCAGUCGCCGCGUCAGACCCCAGCUUUGGACAUGUGGGCUGCGGGAUGUAUACUUGGAGAGCUGCUUGCGAAUAAACCUCUACUUCCAGGCAGGACUGAGAUAGAACAGCUGGAGCUUAUUGUGGAUUUGUUAGGAACUCCAUCUGAUGCAAUCUGGCCGGAGUUCAGCUCGUUGCCGGCGCUGCAGAACUUCACGCUGAAACAGCAGCCAUACAAUAAUCUGAAGCAGCGGUUCCCGUGGCUGUCUGCAGCCGGCCUGCGCCUGCUUAACUUCCUCUUCAUGUACGACCCCAACAAGCGCGCCACCGCCGUCGAGUGUCUACAGAGCUCGUACUUCAAAGAGCAGCCUCUACCUUGUGACCCCAAAUUGAUGCCGAGUUUCCCGCAGCACAGAAACAUGAAGGGCCAGCAAAAACCUUCGUCGAAUCAGCUGAACAUUCCCUUGUCCAAUUUGAACACGGGCGCCAAUGACCAAACCAAUAAUUUGCCCGCUAUUUCAGAUUUAUUGGGCUCCCUAGUGAAGAAAAGGAGGCUAGAAUGAAAAUCAGUUUAAUGUAAUAUGUAGAGAUAUUACAACAGACUAAAGUGACGUUCUUUUAAGUGAAUACGUUGUUUACACUACGAUAUGGACUUUAAACGUGAAUUAUUAAACUCUCAUUAGUAAUAAACUAAGAAUUGGC